CGCACUCACAUCUUCAAUGCACUGUUUUGAUAAAAUUCAUCAAGAGAUCAGCAGCAGUUCCCAUGGAUGUAAUUGACCCGCGCACACUCACUACACUCCCGAUCCUACUUUUUCUUUUUGGCCUCGCCACAUGUGCUGUAGCUAAUUCGUCGCUCGAUCUUCGGAAGAAUACUGUUUUUCAGACUCAGAGCAAGAUGCUAUCAAAGUAAAAAAACGUAAGAGCAGAGUAGUUACAUCGUGUCCAGCAAAGAUAAACAUAACUCCCUGGAUAGACGACAAGGAACUACCGAUAUCUUCGAAGUUGCUUUCGUACAAAUUUACUCAGAAAUUGUGGUCUCAUUUUCUUUACUAAAGACUACAUUUUUCUCCCGAGUGGAGUUGAAAGGAAUCUCUACAGAAAAAUGUUUCGUUUCACGGAGUCCCGGCUGCAGGAAAAGGCCGAUGCGGUGUUCGCCAAUGUGGGGACGGGCACGAUUUCCACGGCUUCCAAGGAACACCAGGAGCUCCCCGUGGUCGCGCGAAAGGACAAACUGGACGGGGUGACCCUAGACGAAAAGGUGGAGGACCGCGCGAGUAAGGAGCUGUUUGGCUGCAGCACGGAGCAGAUGCUGAACGAACUCGAGCGGGACUGGCAGGUGGACGGCGUGGCUAUGCGCAGACCUUUCCAGGCAGGAGGAGGAGCAUCUUCCGCAUCUUCUGCGUCCACCAGCGCACGAAGCACGGCCAGCAGCAGUUCGGGUGUGGUAUCAUCAUCAUCGAUGGGCGGUGCAGGAGGUGCAAGAACUGCCGGUGUCACGACCGGGUCGUCCGGCGGUAGAAACACGAUUAUGGGGACAAACAUGACCAGCGACCAAAAUUUCUUUCUUCGCGCCGCGGGCCUGUUGCAACAAAACCAAGGUCAGCAACAUGUAGUACCGAGUAAUACUUCUACUUCUCGCGCCGGUUCAUCACAGCAAAUGACGGCCGCUUGGACUUUGGGAGGUGGUAGACCUACUACAACCAAUGGAGCUCCUCCUUCUGCAGCAACCGCAAUUACAGAUCUUCCCCCCGCGCCGGCCUCAUCCUCAAGCAACACUAAUAAGCGCACUGCAAAUCACAGCAUGAACCAGAGCCUCCAAAGUAAUAGCCUCCUUACUGUGAAUCCCGCAAGACAGCCCAGCAACGCGAACGAUCAGUUUUACUACGACGACAUCAACUCUACCGCGGCAAACGACCCCGGUAUCUCCCCCGAACAGCGCACGAUGAUCCGGCAGGUGAGUGCCAUGAUGCGCAUGACGGAUGACGCGGCCAAUAACAGCAGCAACAGCGACAGGGACUCGCUCUUGUCCGAUGAUUCGUCCGCCCCCGGUUCCUCCGAUGAGGGGCAUAAAGACAACAGAAGCGGGCUGCGUGGGGACGACCAACGUGGCGACAAUGAUCUGGAGUUGUGCAACACAAAAGAUCCGGUGAAGGAGUCGGAGUUGCAAAAGGUGACUAUCUCCUCCAGUUCGCUUGCAGAUUUGGAAAAACGUGUGCAGGAAAAUUUUGAUAGUCAAAUGAAAAUCAGCGCUGACAAAACGAGUGCUGGAGGAGUGUCAGACCUCCAUCCUGAGGUCAUGUCAAGUAGAACAGACGAUGGAAAAAAGUGCGUGAACUACACGAAGUUCGGGCACUGCACCUACGGCAAUACGUGCAAGUUCCAGCACGAUCACGUCUCAGAGGAGCACGCGGAGCAACUCCGGAAAAAGUGGCGCCCCGACACGCUGGCCGGAACCUCGCUGUCGACCAGUGCGGAGAACCGGCUGGCGGCGCAAAAUUUGCUCGCGCGCCUCUCCAACGAACACGCUUUGGCGGGCGAGCAGGCCAGGGCGACUUCCGAGGUCAUGGCCGGUGCCAAACCGACGUUUAAUAUUCGACGCGGUGUGGGAAAGGAUAAGGAGAAGGAAAGUAAGCAGAUAAGAAGUGGCGGAGUAACUGCUGCAAAUACAGCCGUCAGUUGUACUACUAGCAUGGAGGUCGACGAGGGGAGUAGUUCCGCACCAGCUCCUGCUGUGAAAACAUCAAAACCACUAGUAGCGACAUCCCUUGUUCUAAACGAGGAGGACGAUGAGGACGAGGAUGCUGACGCAAUGAACGUCGACUCCGAUAAUUCUGGAACAAGUAGACUGGGAAUCAAACCCAAACCCGCGGCGGCUUCUUCAGGGACAGCGGGCAGCACCACUACCAACAAGACCACAUCGUUCAAAAAGCGAGGGCACACGGGAGUUGUUGCGCGAAAGGUGAGAAAGAGGUCACACGAGGAGGAAGACGACGACCCGAUGAAUGACAGCGACGAUUUGUAG
Molecule: messenger RNA, 2321 nt
Organism: Amoebophrya sp. A120
Lineage: Eukaryota; Dinophyceae; Syndiniales; Amoebophryaceae
Source: the annotation of a GenBank genome assembly